Molecule: messenger RNA, 1544 nt
Organism: Planococcus citri (citrus mealybug)
Lineage: Eukaryota; Metazoa; Arthropoda; Insecta; Hemiptera; Pseudococcidae
Product: EARP-interacting protein homolog
Exons: 6
Coding region: 193-1275 (360 amino acids)
Biological process (GO): protein ubiquitination
Molecular function (GO): protein binding
Source: RefSeq, a predicted model, not a curated record
CGGCUACGCCGUAAAUACACGCGAGGUAGGCAAAAAUAUCAACACCCACAGUGCCAACUGCCGUUCAACUGAUAAACGUUAUCUCAAACAGGCGUGUAACGUAAACAUUUCAUAUUUUUAAAUAAUUUUUUCGAAAACUUCGUUUCGUAUUCGAAAUAAAAUACUGAAAUUUUCGCUUAUUUUCAACCGGUAAUGACAGCAGAUUCUCAAAUCUACGGUUUGGAAUUCCAGGCCAGAGCUCUUUCAGCUCAAGUAUCCGAAACAGAAAAAACAAAAUUCUACAUCGGCACUCAAUCGUUGAAACUAGCGAGUAAUCAAGUUCACUCCGUACAGCUGAACGAAGAAGACGAUAGUCUGAAAACUCAGGUUUUCAGGCACAAAGAUGGAGAAAUAUGGUCCAUAUCAUCGUCUACGAAAGAUGCGAAUUUAAUUUCAACUUGUUAUAAUACUGUCGACGAAUCAGACGGUAAUUUUGGUAUGAAAUCAACGUUGUGGAAGGUACCCGAAGAAGAUGAUAGCGAUUUAGAACGUUUGUGUGAUUUUGAUCUUAAAUCUCACGGUACAGAUAUCAAAAUAGCUGCUUUUCAUCCAAACGAUGGAUCUCAAAUAGCUACGGUCGUGGAUAACAAAGUAUUGAUAUGGAGUAUCGGAUCUGGCUUUGCUGAGCUCGCUAAUACGAUAUCAAUGGAAGCUAAAGGUCAUCCGAAAUUCACCACUGGUAAAUGGAAUCCACCUGUGAACGCUCAAUUUGCUACAGCUAACGAUUGCUCGGUUAAAGGUUGGGAUAUUCGUAGUUCAUCGAAACAUGCUUGGGUUAUAGAAAAUGCUCAUUUACAAUCAGUCAGAGAUCUAGACUUCAAUCCGAACCGUCACUAUUGCUUGGCCACCUGCGGAGACGAUGGCAGAUCUAGAUUUUGGGAUCUGAGAAACACCAGCCAACCUCUAAUAACUAGAAACGAUCAUUCUCAUUGGGUCUGGGCUAUUCGAUAUAAUCACUAUCACGAUGAACUAGUAGCUUCAGCCAGUAGCGAUACUAAAGUACUGAUAACUCGUAUUCAAUCCAUAUCUUCGUCUUCGGUGAUACCAGAAGAAGAAGGCAGUACUAAAGAUAAAUUAGCCGAUGGUGUAAUUGCUACUUUCGAUCAGCACGAAGAUUCGGUUUAUUGUGUCGAAUGGUCUUCUGCAGAUCCUUGGAUUUUGGCUUCGUUAAGUUACGAUGGACGGUUACUCAUUAACAGGGUUCCAAAAACGGAGAAAUAUAAGAUAUUAUUAUGAGAUUUGGACGACUGAAAUGUACGAGUUACGUUUCAAAGAGAUAUGGUUGUCGUUGCCGUACAAGAGGCAAAAUUAACUGUGAUACCGAAUUAUUUAUUUAUUUAUUUAUGAGUUGUACAUACUACGUUAUUACGAUGUAAACGCGUUCUGGAUUAUUUUCGUUCUAUUUCUUAGUACCCAAUUUUCGAUGAAAGUCGAAUAAAAUAAGUUUUACAAUAAUGAAUAAUGUUUUGUAAUCGUAUUAAAGGUUAGAGAGAAUUUUUUGAACA